This is a messenger RNA of Prunus armeniaca (apricot), 1776 nucleotides long. The record is from the annotation of a GenBank genome assembly. Lineage: Eukaryota; Viridiplantae; Streptophyta; Magnoliopsida; Rosales; Rosaceae.
AUGGGUCAGGGAACUCCGGGCGGGUUGAACCGGCAAGGCCUACCGGGCGACCGAAAGCCCGACGGGAACGAUAAGAAGGAGAAGAAGUUCGAGCCGGCGGCUCCGCCUGCCCGAGUCGGUCGAAAGCAGCGCAAGCAGAAGGGUCCCGAGGCUGCAGCUCGGCUCCCGACCGUGACGCCGCUGACCAAGUGCAAGCUUCGGCUGCUGAAGCUGGACAGAAUCAAGGACUAUCUGCUUAUGGAGGAAGAGUUCGUGACGAACCAGGAGCGGCUCAAGCCGCAGGAAGAGAAAGCCGAGGAGGAUAGAUCUAAGGUCGACGAUCUCCGAGGCUCGCCGAUGAGCGUUGGGAAUCUGGAGGAGCUAAUUGACGAGAACCAUGCGAUUGUUUCGUCUUCGGUUGGGCCUGAGUACUAUGUUGGGAUUUUGUCCUUUGUAGAUAAGGACCAGCUCGAGCCUGGUUGUGCCAUUUUGAUGCAUAAUAAGGUGCUUUCUGUUGUCGGGCUUCUUCAAGAUGAAGUUGAUCCAAUGGUGUCUGUCAUGAAAGUUGAGAAAGCUCCACUGGAGUCUUAUGCUGACAUCGGUGGAUUGGAUGCCCAAAUACAGGAGAUUAAAGAAGCAGUUGAGCUCCCACUGACGCAUCCUGAACUGUACGAAGACAUUGGUAUCAGGCCUCCUAAGGGAGUCAUAUUGUAUGGAGAGCCUGGAACUGGCAAGACCUUGCUUGCAAAGGCAGUUGCAAACUCAACAUCAGCAACUUUCUUACGUGUUGUUGGUAGUGAGUUGAUUCAGAAGUACUUGGGAGAUGGUCCGAAAUUAGUGAGGGAACUCUUUAGGGUUGCUGAUGACCUCUCACCCUCCAUUGUCUUCAUCGACGAAAUUGAUGCAGUUGGUACAAAGAGGUAUGAUGCCCAUUCAGGUGGUGAACGUGAAAUUCAGAGGACCAUGUUGGAGUUACUGAACCAGUUAGAUGGUUUUGAUUCAAGAGGAGAUGUCAAGGUGAUCUUGGCAACAAAUAGAAUUGAGAGUCUUGACCCAGCCUUGCUUCGUCCUGGCCGAAUAGAUAGGAAGAUUGAAUUCCCUCUUCCUGAUAUCAAAACAAGGAGGCGCAUCUUCCAGAUUCACACAUCAAGGAUGACGUUGGCUGAUGAUGUCAACUUAGAAGAAUUUGUUAUGACUAAGGAUGAGUUCUCUGGGGCUGAUAUAAAGGCAAUAUGUACUGAAGCUGGUUUGCUUGCUUUAAGAGAACGCCGUAUGAAGGUGACACAUAUAGACUUCAAGAAGGCAAAGGAAAAGGUGAUGUUCAAGAAGAAAGAAGGGCUUUUAGAAGCAGGACUGAGUGUCCAAAUGGGUCCUCGACUGUGCCAAGUCUGCAACGAAGCACAAUCCAAGUACAAGUGCCCCUCAUGCCUUGCGCCUUAUUGUUCUGUAGCCUGUUUCAAGAAACACAAGGAAAACCCAUGUGCUUUGCCAGUUUCUUCGUUGGAAAAACCACCAACCACAGGUCCGGAAUCACGGGUAGAUAGGCCAUUAACUGUUGAGGAACCGAGUGAAGUGCUGCAAAGGCUGCAACUAGAGGCUGUAGCUUCUUCCAGUGAAAUUUGCAGUGCUUUGAAAGAUGAAAACCUUCAGAAGCUCAUUCUAAAUAUAGAUUGUUCACCAGAUGCAGAGAAAGAACUUGAGAAAGCUAUGGGUGUGGAUGUGUUUCGGAUAUUUACGGACAAGGUGAUGCCCUCUGUUACUACUAUUAGAGAAUACUCUCUGCUUAUACGUCUAUAA